Clavispora lusitaniae ATCC 42720 is the source of this 711-nucleotide messenger RNA. RefSeq names its product Dienelactone hydrolase family protein. The record is from RefSeq and is a predicted model, not a curated record. NCBI's taxonomy places the organism in Eukaryota, Fungi, Ascomycota, Pichiomycetes, Serinales, Metschnikowiaceae. Gene Ontology annotation, molecular function: hydrolase activity.
AUGGCAUCCAAUCCUCCCGGAAAAUGUUGCACUCUUUCUAGCUUCCAUGAAGGAACCCCAAAAGGCAAGCACGUGCCUUUCUGCGGCUUGGAAACUUACGUGACUGGCGAAGAUUCGGACAGAACCGUGGUCAUUUUGACCGAUAUCUAUGGCUCCAAAUACAACAAUGUGUUGUUGGUUGCGGACGAAAUUGCCAAAUGCGGAUACAAGGUUUACAUUCCCGACAUUUUGAAGGGCGAUCCUGUCGACGGCAGCGUCAGCUUGGACAAGUGGCUUCCCAACCACACAAACGAGAUUACCAAGCCAAUUGUCGACGACUUUUUGGCAGCUUUCAGAAAGGAGGUCAACCCCAAGUUUUUGGGUGUGAUUGGCUACUGCUUUGGCGCCAAGUAUGCCAUUCAGCAGAUCUCUGCGUCGGGCCAUGCUGAUGCUGCGGCUGUUGCCCACCCAUCGUUUGUUUCGAUCGAGGAAGUGGCAGAAAUCAAAAAACCCAUCAUUAUUUCUGCUGCGGAGGAGGACAGCAUCUUCCCACCAGAGUUGAGACAUCAAACCGAAGCGAAGUUGGCCGAAAUCGGUGCUAGAUACCAGAUUGACUUGUUUUCUGGUGUUUCCCACGGUUUUGCCGUUAGAGGCGACAUUCUGAACCCAGUUGUCAAGUAUGCCAAGGAAAAGGCUUUGGCAGACCAACUCCAAUUCUUUGCUUUGUUUUAG